This is a messenger RNA of Suillus bovinus, 1700 nucleotides long. Its product is annotated as WD40-repeat-containing domain protein. Gene Ontology annotation, molecular function: protein binding. The coding region runs from base 151 to 1362 and encodes 403 amino acids. NCBI's taxonomy places the organism in Eukaryota, Fungi, Basidiomycota, Agaricomycetes, Boletales, Suillaceae. The transcript has 8 exons. The record is from RefSeq and is a predicted model, not a curated record.
CCGGACCAUUCCGGCAUCAUUGGAAACCUGUGGCCGGCCUUGCAUAUUGGUCUUAUGCCAGUACGGUUCGUGUCCACAUUAUAAUCGCGAGCAGCCUGGCUUGCUACUUGUUCACCUGAAGUCUAGCUGUAACUCGUCGACGUCACUUUCAUGCCGGACAUUCCAGUCGGAUCCCAGAUUUUUGACCUCGCAUUUCAUCCCACGCACUCGACUGUAUAUACUGGCCUUCUUAACGGAAAGGUCAAGGCCUUUCGGUACGAUGAACAAGGACAGCAUGAAGAAAGCUUUGUAUUAAGGCCUUCUAAGCGUUCCUGCCGUUGCUUGGAUAUUAGCGAGGAUGGGUCUCGUCUUUGGGCAACUGGAAAGGCAAAAGCUAUUUUCACGAUCGAUACAACCACUGGAACAGUCAGUGAGACGCGCAAAGAUGCCCAUGAUUCCCCAGUAAAUCGCAUCAAACGCCUUAUGCCCCAGAUGCUAGGCACUGGUGAUGAUGAUGGAGUAAUCAAGCUGUGGGACCCUCGAAAGUCUAAUCCCAUUCGAGGUUAUACCCAUCAUUAUGACUUCAUCUCUGAUUUCCUUUGGUUAGACGACAAGAAGCAACUCAUCACAACCAGCGGUGAUGGCACAUUAUCAGUGAUUGAUGUGCGUGGAAAGAAGCCGGAACCGGUGGCACAGUCCGAGGAUCAGGAAGAUGAGCUGCUCUCUAUUGUUGCUAUUCGAAGUGGGUCCAAAGUAGUAGUGGGCACACAGACAGGGAUUUUAUCCGUGUUCAAUCGUAGUCGUGGAUGGGGAGAUUGUGUCGACAGAGUUCCUGGGCACCCCCAGUCGAUUGAUGCCCUUUGUACGCUACCGUCGUCAUACCCGUCUUCUCACUCUACCAUCCUCACGGGAUCGUCUGAUGGUCUUCUGCGGGCCGUGCAAUUAUUUCCUACCAAGCUCCUUGGGGUUAUUGCUGACCACGGGUCUUUUCCCAUCGAAAGGAUUGCAGUUGAUCUCGGUGGGGAGGGAAGAUGGGUUGGUAGUGCAGGUCACGAUGAUACACUCAAAAUGACAGAUCUCAGGGCCAUUUUUGAAGACGAAGAGGGUGAAGAGGCAGUCGAUGAAUCCGAUAAUGUACAGAUCAUCCAAACGUCGGACAUAAACUCGCAGGAACCCGACGGAGCUGUUGUCGGAACCCGAGCACCUCCCGAGGGUACUGCAACAGUAACCGAGGCCUCUGACAGCGACGAGGACGUACGGGACUCUCACUCCCCGAAGGAGAAGAAAAGAAAAUCGAAAAGCAGCAAAAAUGCACUGGCAGGAAGGAACAAGAAGGCGCGGAACCAGAUUGAUGCGGACGCUUCCUUCUUCAAGGGCCUAUAAUUUUGGCAUCGAUGUGAGGCAUACUACACAUUCAUUACCGGCAUCACUGCCCUUGAUGCUAAUUUAAUUCUCAUAGGGACCAAAUGUUCAUUAUACAUAACCCGUCGGGAGGCUCCGAGAGGGAUGCUGUGAGAUCAGUGCAUCCAUGACUAUCCAUCCCUGUCAGUAUUUUGGUUGCUACAUACUGCAUCAUCUCAAUGAGAUCCGUGGCCUUUGGUUCUGGUCCGAGGUUGUACUUGGUCUAUUAAUGGACGGAUAAAUCUCUGAAAGCUCGGCGCUUAGAUACUUGUUAUUAUGUGAUAAUAAUUAUGCUAUCUCAUUCAUGUUAGCUCACAUCU